UUUCUUUCGGGUAUGAAGGUUUUGGGCUAUACAAUAUCUGCACAGCACCUUGAUCCGUUGUGGGUAGUGCGGGGGACGAAGCGAGAGUGAGGGCGCACAAGCAGCUAUGGGGUCAGUCAAGCUCCCAACUCUAGCGAGGCGUCAAUAUCCGAUGGGGGUGCGGUUCAAUCCGUUGUAUUCGUUGGGCUGGGGUAUGCCCCGCAUGAGCCGGAUUUCCCUUUAUGACUUCGUCGACGCCAGCGAUACCCCGGCCGUACGCGCCUCCGUCAGCUUCUUCGGUAACCCGAACCAAAUGAAAGGCGCUACGGCAACACCAAUACCCCCAUCAGCCCAGUCCAGCCCCUAUUUUAUCGCUUCGAAAAGUAGAUUCUUUGCAACACAAACGAAUGACGCCUGUCUUCUGCAGGUCUUCGCAAACACCGUCCUCAUUAACGCUGAGCGAUAUCCUUGUCAUCGUGCAUCCACAUGGGUCUUGCCUAACAACCGGUCGCGAUUCCGCCUGCACUGUUUCCUGCCGGGUGUGAGUUUAUGUCAACAACUAUAUUGUAAUAGAACAUAGAAAGCUUGGUUGCGGUAGGGGUACAUAGCACCAUAUCGAUAAUCCGGCGGUCGUCGACGUUCCUGAAGCCCCGGAGUCCAUCCUCGUUGUACGUGCAAAAAGGGUCAUAAAGUCUGCCCGCAUAUGCAAAGCUCCCCUUCCUUCAAUGUGCAGUACGGUUAAUGGGAUACAUCACACCCUCUUCGCCACAGGAACAUGCAUGAGCGCAGUCCUAGUCCAUACCGCCGUCGGAGGAUGCGAACGCAACCGCAUAAAGUGACAUUGGUAACCCAUGCCAUCCGGAUUUUCGUCCUGACGUAAGGACCUUGACAAAGGCACACCAUGCGUG
Molecule: messenger RNA, 887 nt
Organism: Trematosphaeria pertusa
Lineage: Eukaryota; Fungi; Ascomycota; Dothideomycetes; Pleosporales; Trematosphaeriaceae
Exons: 1
Coding region: 107-559 (150 amino acids)
Source: RefSeq, a predicted model, not a curated record